GUUGGCUCCUGUGUUGUACCUUGGGUUCUGCUGUAGAUAGGGAGUAGUGACAUGGUAACCGAGGAGCUUCUGUUCCCAGACCGGGAGGAGUGGCCGGCCAUGACUGCAGUGACCUAUGAUGAUGUGCAUAUUGACUUCACUUGGGAGGAGUGGAUUUUGCUGGAUCCUUCUCAGAAGAAUCUCUACAAAAAUGUGAUGCUGGAGACCUACAGGAAUCUCACUGCUAUAGGCUACAGUUGGGAAGACUAUAAUAUUGAAGAACAUUGUCAAAGUUCUGGAGGACAUGCAAGGUAAUUUCAUGUGCAAGCUGAUACAAAUGUGCCUAUGGAGAAAUUGUAAUGUGUCCUGGAAGUUUAAAACAAAAGUAACAGUGUAAAUAAGCACAGUUUAAAGUGUACUGAGGCUUGUUAUAUUCUCACAAAACCAACUACCUCAAUGUCACAUAACUGACACGUGUUUGCAAGGCAUUGCUCUAAGAAAGAACACAGGAAAACAAUGCCUUAUCUGAUAUACCCAUUUGAAUUGCAGCUCCAUGAUAGCUAUGCUAUAGAAUGGCCAAUCUGUUCAAUUUCAUGUCACUCAGAUAUUACAUAAAGAAUUCAUGUUGGAUAGGUGUGAUGUAUAUAUCCAAAACCGUCUAGUAAGCAAAUAAUUCAGAGUAAACUAGUGCUACUUUUUUACUUGUUGUGACUUUUCUACGUUUAGUGAGAGGGAUAUUUAUGAGAGUCAAGAAGUUGUUGUGGAGAAUCCUUAAUCCCUAUACCACAUGUUUGUGAGGAACAGAAAGUCAAGCUGUGUGAAUGCAGUGUAGAACCAUUUUAUUUAUUAGUUUUUCUUUAUCAGUAUAUCAUAUGUCACUCUGGAUACAAGCCAUGUGAGCAGGGGUAUAUGAAAGGAAGCAAUAUAACUCACACACAACAAUUAGAAGAUAUAUAGUAGUCACUUUGAGUAGAAUUUUUGAAUGUGAUACAAGUUUAAAAUUAAUUGCUUUUCCAAGUUCAUUACGAAUACAUCAACAAACUCAUAGGCAGAAAAGCCCUAUGAGCAUUGGAAUAUAUAAAUAUGUCUGUCCUGGUUCACUUUACAAAUGUGGUAUGACUCACACUAUUGGAAUAUUUAUAUGGAAUAUAAUACUGGAAUAUGCAAUCAGUAUGUUAAAGCUCUGAGUUCUUCUAGUUCUCUUCAAAUAUGUGAAGAAACUCAUAUAGAAAAAUGAUGUCACAAAUGGGGACCCUCUAAUAAAGGUUCUUACCAUUACAGAUACCAUCCAAGACACAAAACAUUCCUAAAUGUUGGAGAACACUAUGAGUGUAUACUUUAAGAUCUUAUUUGUCCUAAAGAUUAGAACAAAUUGUAAAAUUAAUUCAUACAGAUAGAAAUAUUCAUCAGUGUAUUAAAUGUGAGAAAGCUUUUACU
Messenger RNA from Peromyscus leucopus (white-footed mouse), 1416 nucleotides. Its product is annotated as zinc finger protein 431-like. Gene Ontology annotation, biological process: regulation of DNA-templated transcription. The record is from RefSeq and is a predicted model, not a curated record. Bases 52 to 294 code for a protein of 80 amino acids. NCBI's taxonomy places the organism in Eukaryota, Metazoa, Chordata, Mammalia, Rodentia, Cricetidae. The transcript has 3 exons.